GUGGUCCUGGACAGACAUCCGUCCAAUCAGGUUCGUCGGUACCAGUCACGUGGCCCACCCCUUCUCCCCACAACUGGCCAAUCAGGAGCCUGUGUUCAGGAGGUAAAAAUGAUGGAGAUACGGAAAGGGGAAAGGGGAAACAAGCCGGGCGAGUUGAGGAGCAUUAUCGCUACGAGUAUUAAUGCCUAUCUGGCAAAUCUGAUUGAUUGGGUUGUUAAACUACGCCCGCCCUGCACCACACACCGGCAUAUCACCGCUGUGUACUCGGCGUCAAUAGUUAACAGAUCACCCGUGCUUACUAGAUACACACAACCGUUUGGAACUGCGCACUGUGUGGUGUUGGUGUAUGGUUGCUUGGUCCUUUUUCACGAUUCCUGAACUAAAGUUCGAUACUCAGCACCGGUAUUUAAUAGUGCUGUAUUCAGAAGAGCUCUUUGCUUCUAAGAGGCGGAGUCUUGGCUACCAUGUGUUGAGGUGUUGGAAGGAUUCGGCAUCGUAUAGUGGCAUCAUCCCCAGCUGCAGUUUGGUUAAAUUGUCACAGUAGCAAACACGUUGUAUCAGUCUAUUUUUGGUCAAGUGCUUGGCCCAACAUCAGUGACUUUUGUAUCCUAUAGGUGUCAUUCGGGACGUGUGUUGGUUUGGCUGUUCGGAUGUACGUGCCCAGCAUGGCCGAUUCCAUGCUGUCCUUGCAAAACCUGAUGGAGGCCACGCGAUCCAGUGCCUUCAUCAUGAGUAACCCACCCCUGGCAGCCUUGCACAGUAUGACUGAGAAGACGCCAGCGUUCCCGUACCCUGCCCAGCCAGCUUGCCUGACGUCCACGGGCAGCUACAAGCCCAUCUCCAUGGCUUACCACCCGAGUCUGGCCAACGGCACCCCGCACGGGAUCACGGACAUUCUAGGCCGGCAGGAGAACAGCCAAGCGGCCGCUGCUGCCGGCUUUCUGACCGGGGUCUCACGCUUCGGCUCGCCGUUCAGCACGGCGGCCAACAUGUACUUGAGCCGCCUCGGCAAGCCUGUCACGGACUUGCAUGUGCCGACCACCGGGCCGGCAGCGCUGUACUGGCCGGCAAAUCUCCUACAUUCCCCGGCAGCUUGGCGGGAUCCACGCUUGCCAUGCCCUCCAGUUCAACAGGCUUCUCAAAGUUGUAGCCCCGUCGACAAGGACGGGAAGAAAAAACACACACGGCCUACCUUCUCCGGACAGCAGAUCUUUGCUUUGGAGAAGACCUUCGAGCAGACCAAGUACCUUGCCGGGCCUGAGAGGGCUAGACUGGCCUACGCUCUCGGCAUGACAGAAAGUCAAGUUAAGGUUUGGUUCCAGAACCGUCGGACCAAGUGGCGCAAGAAACACGCUGCUGAGAUGGCCAGCGCCAAGCGGAAGCACGACUCGGAGACCGAACACCUUGCUGCCGAGGGCUCGGACUUGGACGAUGUUAGGAGCGGUAGUGGGUCGCAUCACCACGGCUCAAGGAGUGGUGGUACCUCGGUAGUCACCAGGGUCGAUCAUCACGGUGAUGCUGGGGAUAUCAAGAGGAGAAGGGUGGACUGUGGCUUUGGAGGGACGGACUCCUUGAGCAGUGCGUCGAGUUUAUAGCUCCGAGGUCUGUUACCUGGACGAUGGAUGGGGAAUGAGCGUCAAAUUCAGCCGUUUUCAUUGGCUGCAACGCCUUGACUGGUUCCAUGCCGUCAUCGUGCACUGCUGUGUAACUUUCGAGGAUACCAGGCACAUGACCUGGGUCAUACCUCUCAUUGACGUUAUUCACAAUCACAGUCAUUUGAAUUAAUCCAAGUGCACCGUGGUUCCUCACAUGUAGGAUAAACUGUAUGAGGUACAAGAUUAUACAAAAAAGCACCAAUGAUAUACGAUGUGCACCGAAGAAAUCUUUGCCUAAGUGGCGUCAGGGGACUUGACAGUAUGUGUCAUAAUGUUAAUAUAUUAUUUUGCCAGAUAUCUAGCCAGAACUGUAUGUUAUCCAAGAGGCACCUCAUAUAUGGGUCCCUGCGUUCUAAAAUGUAUGGAGUAAAGGGUGUGGACCAACAUUUUUCAAACAUACAAAUAAGGCAGCUGUGCCACCAACCAUAAAGGUUGCAUAAAGCAGGCAUUUGAGCUCAAUGCUGUGCUUGGCUUCCGUAAAUUAAAACAUUUAAGCCUGUCGGAAACCCGGAUUACAAAAAGAUCAGUGGUCUUUAGCUAUUUAGAGAAACCAGGCAAACAACUAUAUAGACUUAUAGCUGAGCAGCCGUAUAAUCUCUUAUACCACUCCAAAUAGCGCCCUCCUAUUGUGUCCGCCAUAUAUCUCACAUAGGCUAAUGGCAAGAUGAUACCUAGGAGUCACCGUGAUAUUUUUCAGGAAUAUUUACCUACAAGAGUCCGUGACCAAUCUGAAAUAGGUACAGGUUCUGUACGCUGUAUAGCCUAAGUAUACACGGUAUAGAAAAUACAUUUAGAGUGUAAAUAUUAUUGUUACAGUCAACUGCAUGGAAGGCAUGAAUCGGGUUAGCAGUUCCUCAAGGGCUGUUUUAAAGUCAACGAGAACUACUCAUAAACCCGAAGACAAUAGCCACAUUAAUAUCCUGUGUUACCUAGGGGAGACCCCCCCCCCCCCCCCAUCAACAGUUUGUGCUUAUGCGCUACUCGGUAAUAGAGCUUACUCCCGUUUACUAAAUAGACUCCUUCCGUCUGACGUCACAUAUGAGGGCAAGUCUGUAUUCCUCUGUGAUACGCAUGAGCAUAUAGACACUUUGAACUUUCAUUGUCACUGUAUUUACAGAACAAAAACUGCCCUCAGAGAGGGCGCACUGCAAGGUGUCUAUAGUGUGAUCCUUUUUAGAGAGAUUUGUUGUGUAUAUUAUGAGGAAAACUUUGUACAAAGUACCAUAAUUAGCCGGUUUUUUAUUUAUUGGCAAAAAUGAGAAUUCGGCUUCAAAAAAUUCUGUUUGUUUAGUAUUAUGCCGAAGUUAUGUUUUCGAAAGGACAGAAACCACUGUCCCCACAAUGACCCGACGAGUGCUUAAAUUAGGAGUUAGUUAUAGCAAUUAUUAAAAUUUUACAGAAUCAGUCGUCGAAAAGUGAAUACCACACACUUACAAAUGGAGUAUACACAUGCCAUUGCAAAGUCAUUAUUAUUAUUUUUUCAACUUGAUAAACAAAGAAAAAUGUCUACUAUAGUCCAUUGUGGUCCUUGAGUAUAUGCCACUGUAAGACGCGGCUGAAAAGAUGCACUGAGUUAAAAUAAGUUCUUUGUCAUAUCCAUGUAAAAACAAUACGAGGAGAGAUGAGCCGAGUAAUGUAUAUCAGUUGAAAAUAAUCACCCAGAGUUUUUGGUUACAUGGAUACAAUUUCAUAUUCCAGAGACAAAAUUUGCAGGACGUUUGUGAGAUAACUGAUAUUCGCAAAAUUAUCUGUUAUUAAAAUUGACGCCUUAAUGUUUAAUUUUUUGCGGUAAAUUCUUCCCAGGUUUAUUUUUGUUUACAGUGAAAACAAUCUCCCUCUGGCUAGUUUCCAUAACGAUGUUUCUUUCUGGACUACGAAAUUUGCACAGAGGUUAAGAGCCGUUUACUCUGAUUCACUAUUUCAAAAUAACUGAGGAAAUCACACUUCAAUUGCCCAAGGACAAGAUAUUUAUCGUCCUGACCUUUUUCCCCGUGAAAAUCUUAUUCCAAUCCAAUUUCCAUCUUGUUCAAUUUGGGGACAUGUCAACGGUGCGCGCCCGAGGCUGUUUCUGUUAUUCAAUCGGAAUUGUCGUUCGUAACCGUCCGCAGUUCAUGCCUACAGAUUGAAAAUUAUGUAAUUUACAGGAAAACAAAUUUGCAAAGCCCCAAAGAUGAAUUUAAAAGGUGUGGUGCUCACGGUGAAAAUUUACAUUUUGAAAACAGGUCCUUUUUCAUCAUGUGGGCCUAUGCCCGCACGAAAUAGAAUUCAUUCAAUUAGGAGCGCAGUUAUAAGACACGCUUCCAGUAAAUUCACACAACAAAUUUUACCUGAUGUAUAACAAUAUUGCAGAAUGCUGCAUGUUCACUGACAACACAGAAGAAAGAUACGAUUAUUGAAGUUUUUAAUAAAAAAAAAACCCGAUAUGAAUGCGCAUUUUGUAAUAUCUUGAUAUCAAUGAAAGUUGAAGCAGUGAAAGUACAUUGGUUGAUGGUGGGCUUUAUACUUUCACUUUCACAUUAUUAAGUAAUGCUCGUUAUGUCGGUGAUUUGGAAUAUUGUGGUUAACCCAACAGGUGUUUCAAUUAGUAAAACGCAACAGUGGCAUUUGUCUGAGCGGGCAAUUUAAGACUGGAUGUUACCGAGAUACCGAUUUCAGUAAUAAUAUUCGUAUCUUUCACCCCAUUCUGCAUAACCCUUAAUACAAAUAGGGACUUAGCCCCAUGCAUCGGCCCAUUAUGUAUGUGUCAAUAUUGUAAAUAAACAUUGUCGUUUGCCAAAUACAUAUUAAAUAAAUUACUGUAUCAUAAAUGAAGAGAUUACAUGUCAUAUCUGUGCGUUUUUCUUGCGUUAUACACUGGACCUGUGGUCCUUUUGCUAAAUCUUUGGCCAUUGUGAAAUAAAAUCCUGGUUUGUUUUAGCUGCGGGAUAG
Molecule: messenger RNA, 4583 nt
Organism: Patiria miniata (bat star)
Lineage: Eukaryota; Metazoa; Echinodermata; Asteroidea; Valvatida; Asterinidae
Product: homeobox protein Nkx-6.2-like
Exons: 3
Coding region: 651-1595 (314 amino acids)
Biological process (GO): cell differentiation; regulation of transcription by RNA polymerase II
Cellular component (GO): nucleus
Molecular function (GO): DNA-binding transcription factor activity, RNA polymerase II-specific; RNA polymerase II cis-regulatory region sequence-specific DNA binding
Source: RefSeq, a predicted model, not a curated record